Melopsittacus undulatus (budgerigar) is the source of this 6194-nucleotide messenger RNA. Its product is annotated as thyroid adenoma-associated protein homolog. The transcript has 31 exons. The record is from RefSeq and is a predicted model, not a curated record. NCBI's taxonomy places the organism in Eukaryota, Metazoa, Chordata, Aves, Psittaciformes, Psittaculidae. Gene Ontology annotation, biological process: tRNA methylation. Bases 17 to 5665 code for a protein of 1882 amino acids. Gene Ontology annotation, cellular component: cytosol.
GGUGCCGUCCCCGGCCAUGGGCGCCGAGCGGGAGGCGCAGGCCUGCGCUGAAUUCUACGGGGCUCUGGGUAUCGCCCAGCCGGUGCUCUCCUGCCUGCAGUGCCUGCGGCAGUUCGCCGGGAGUACUGCCAAGAGAUGCCGAGACAAGCACCUGGAGGAGGCUCUGCUGCUGUCACGGGCGCUGAGCGAGGGUCUGCAGGCGCUGGGUGAGGCAGAGGCACGGCCCCUGCUCCGCUGUGUCCUGGCUUUCCAGAUGGAGGCAACCAGCAACUCCAGCUCCUUCCAGAAACUGGAACAGAUCGUGACCCAGCUGGCGGUGGGGAAGGAAGCUGUGCUGGCCCAGGAGGUGGGCACGCUGCUGUCCGGUCUGAUGCCACAGGGAGAGGUGCUGUCUCCUGGGGACCUUCAGUCAGUGUGCCUGUUCAUGGAGGAGAGCAGCCUGGGCCGGCAGCACUGGCGACAGAACCUGGCCCUGCUGCUGCAGCGCCUGACCACCACCCUGCGCUGGGUGCUGCGGAGCCAGCCUGCGCCCAGCACCACAUGGGGCUACCUGGUCAUCAAGGCCUGCCUCCAGCUCUUCCAGGCGCUGCCGAAGGAUGUGGCCCCCCUGGUGUGGAGCGCAGAGAAAAAGAGCCAGACCCUGCAAAGCCUCUUGGGGCUGCUGCUGGAGGUGGUGUGGGGGAAGGCCCUGAACAAGGACACGAGGCUGCUGGUGGGCACAGCCCUGAGCAUGCUGGUGAACAUGGCCCCCCAGCCUGAGCAUGGGGCCAGUGCCGUGCUGGGCCUCUUCCAGCUCCCCAAGCAAGGCACGAGGGAGCUGAAGUUCGGGGAGCUGGCAGUGGAGACCCCCACGGUCCUGGAGCCAGAUGGGCUGGAGAAGCUGGUGCUCACCAGAGGUUUGCUGACGUGCUGCAAGCUGGACAUCCUCAGCUGCCAGCUGGAGAGCUUCACACACAAGGCAUGCCUGCUGCUGGACGUGAUCUUUCCCACUCUGUGUGCCCUGACCAAGGAGCAGAAGGACUGCCACUACUACUGCUUCCAAGCCUGUGCCCUGUGGCUGCAGCGCCUGCGGGAUACUCUGCCUGCUCUCUGGUCCCUGAAGGGGACCCGCAUCUUGGCCCAGGACACCGAGCUCCUCCAGCAGCUCCUCCAGCUGGUGUGGAACAAUGCUGAGACCCCGGUGGAAGGGGUGUCCGAGUUCAUCCACAGCUCCUUCCAACUGCUCCUGGAGAUCUACUACCUUGAGUGCCAGCACUUUCAGGAUCAGGAGAGACCCCUCUACCAACAGAUGCUGCAGAGGGUGGUCUCAAUGCCAUGGCAAAUCAAAGCCAGAUAUGUGCCCCUCUGUGCCAUUGUCCCCUAUGUGGGCAGCCAGCAGGUGCUGGACACCUACCGGGACCUGCCGCAGCACCUCUUGAGCUGCCUCUCCACCAACCACCUGUGUCCUGCAGCCGCCGAGGUCUACAGAGCCCUGGUGCGGCAGCAGUGUGUGGAGCAGCGGGGCUCGGCGGAGGCUGCGGCGGAGCGGUGGGCGCUGCGCUGGCUGCCCCUGCUCUCCCAGGCGCUCUGCUCCCCCCUGCCCAUCCUGCAGAACAACGCCGCCAAUUACCUGCUGGCCUGGACCCUGCGGCAGCUCCCGGCCACGCAGGCACCUCUGGCCGCCCGGUUCCGUGGCCAGGACACGGCGUCGCUCCGGGCUUGGGUCUCCCUGCUGAAGGCACAGAAGAGCGUGGCGGGGGCGCUGCCGCUGCAUGGCGAGGCGCUGGAGCGGCUCUGCUGCUGCCUGGGGGCCCGCGAGGAGGGCGUGCGGCUGGCGGCCAUGGGGCUGCUCUGCUGCAGCCCCAGCACCAACCAGCCCCUCUCGGGCACCGAGGUGCGGCUGCUGCGGCAGUUCCUGCCCCUCAACCUCAACUGCGACUCCUCCUCGUUCCGGCAGCUGCUGCAGGCAGCGGUGAAGAAGGCGCUGGUGCGGCUGCGGGACAGCUCCCUGGCCCAGCUGCGGGGGAAGGAUCCCCAAGGCACCGACCCCAGCGAGGGACAGGGGCAGCUUGCACAGGCAGUAGGCUUUGUGGAGUGGCUGCUGCAGCUCAGCAUCACCUCGCUCAGCCCAGGCUCCAACUUCCAAAGGAAGAAGACAGGUCUGCUGCUCCUGUCCGCUGUGUUGGAGACCUGCACAAACACCUGGAGCCCCGACAAGAAGAAAGGGCAGCCCCCACGGACCAUGGCCACGCUACUGAGCUACGCCAGGCAGAGCGGCUGCUGGGACUUUUUCUCCCAGCCCAAUUUGUUGGCACUGCUGAGCUGCUUGCAGGACAGCACCAAUGAGAUCAGAGACUUGGCCUCAGAGCUGCUCGUGCGCUACUUCCCCCCUACGUUCCCCGAGCCCAUCGCCCUGGCUCUCUUCCAGCUGGCCCAGAACACCCUGGGCAGCCCCAGAGUGCAGGAGGCUGAAGCCGGAGCUGUGCUGAUGAAGACCAUCCUGCAGAAGUCGGACAGUGGCACCAUGAAGAGCCUGGCCCUGGAGGCUGAAGCACCCCUGACUCUGCCCAACCGAGGCCUGUGCUUUGCUCAGCACCUUCUGCACAUGCUGCAAGCCCAGUACGCUGCGGCGCGCCAGGACCUGCUGCAGGCAGCAGCCAGCACACCAAUGCACGGAGCCAUCGCAGCCCUGCGGAGGUGCCUGCUCCAGGUGCCGGAGGUGGCUGCCUCCAUGCGGGCAGCAGAACUGGCGCAGAGCUGGCAGGAGCUGCUCACCGGCCUCGUGACCACGGCCAGGGACAUCACCUCCUUCCUCCUGGGAGCUCUGCAGAGCCAGCAGGGCCCUGGUGCUGAUGAGCAAGCUGCUGCCCCAUCGUUUGCAGACAUGGGGAAUGCCAUUGGCUCCCUCAUCAUGCUGGGCAAAGGUGGCGUACAGGAGGAAGAGGAGGACUCAGUCUUGCUGUCAGAGGAACACAGCCUGAUCCUGACCUGCUGCUGGGUGUCAGUGAAGGAGAUAGGGCUGCUCCUGGGGGGCCUGGCCGAGCUGCUGCUGGCACCAGGGCUGCCAGCUGGAUCAGGGCCCCUGCUGCCACUGCCCACCCUGCAGAUGGCUGCAAGGGUGUUCCGGGAAAUCCUGCUGCGGUGCCGGCACUGGGGAGCAGUGGAGGGCUGCAGCACUGGCUUCAUCAAAUUCUGUGCCGCUCUGCUGAACCACCCGGAUGUGGAGCUGCAGGCCAUCCCGCAGACCAUGCUGGAGCAGGGCUUAGAAGCACUGAGCGGACCCCGGAGCAGCUCAAUCACACGCCGUGCUGCCGGCUUCCCUGUGCUCUUCCUCUGCAUCGUCAGCGGGGAGGCCCCGGCGCAGGCACGGCCGCUGCUGACCCACUGUGUCCAGACACUGCUGGCCUUGGCCAACACAGCCCUGCCGAAGGACUGGGACCAGACCCUCGACCUCCCACAGGUGUGUGCCCUCCAUGUGCUGCAGACACUGGUCCAUGGCACGGGGCUGGGCAGCGCGCUGCUGUGGCACACCACGCCGAUGGUGGCUCUGUCACUGCGGGGCCUGGGCUCGCCCUGCUGGGCCAUGAGGAACGCGGCCAUCCAGCUCUUCAGCGCCCUCACAUCCCGGCUGCUGGGCCAGCAGCGGAGCCGUGGGGAGAGCUGCCCAAUGGAGGGGCUGAGCCUGCAGGCGUUCCUGGGGCAGCACCCGCAGCUGGGGGCUGUGCUGCUGGGAGAGCUGGGGGCAGCUGAAGGGCACAUGGCAGCGGGGCCCUGCCUGCACCCUGCACUCCAUGCAGUCCUCACCUUCCUGGCCCAGCUGCAGCCUGGUGCUGAUGGCCCUGGCAGCCCCUCUGAUGGCUUCCUGGAGCCACUGCUGGGGCUGGCAGGGAGCCCUAUCUACGCUGUGCGAGCGAUGGCUGCCAAGGCACUGGUGCCUGUCAUCCCACUGCCCCGGCGCCCUGGGUUCCUCCUGCAGCUGGCCCAGCAGCUCCCCACAACAGCCGAACAGAUCCGCUCGCACAACGCUGUCCAUGGGCGCCUGCUGCAGAUGCAGGCACUGCUGGCGCCCACUGCAGGCACCGAUGGGCUGUCACCCGAGGAGCUGCACCCCGUGGCUCUGCAGCUGGAGGCACGUGUUUGGCUGCUCACACCUGCCCAGCGAUGCCCACUCAUCCGUGAUGCCUUCCUCCGGGUCCUCACCCUCCUGCCUGCAUCCUUCAGCCCUGGCUUGGCCCAGAGCAUCCAUGAUGCCAUCAGCACCGAGCUGGGCAGCCUUCCGCCGGGAGGCAAGGCGGGAUGUGUCGAGCUGCAGGUGGGCCUGGCCGUACUUCACCAAACGAUGGCCCGCUUCAUGUGCAGUGAGGCAGCCAGGCUGAUGGAUGGCAAGAGGAUUGGUGCUGUCUGCACUCUUGUCCAGCAGUCAAAUCCUGAUGUCCAGCUUGCCAUCCUGUGCUGGGUGAUUGCCAGGAAGGAGAGAACUUGUGAGGAGCUGGAGAAGGCUCUCGGGCUAACAUUGCUGGAGAGCUUGCAGUCGGUGCUGCAAGAGAGAAGGGACAGAGAGUUCCUGAGAUUGUACCUUGAGGCUUUGCUGCAUCUUUACAGAGACCCCUCCUCGUGGUCCCAGGAAGCUUCCCAUAAGCUCCAGGGCUCCUCAGCAGCAUGCCUGGAGAUGUUACUGCACAUGGUAGAAGCUGAGUGUCCUGGCCCCGACCUCCUCUCCCAGGCGCUGUGUGUUGCCAGUCUGCUUCUCUCCCACCGGUUUGGGGAUGAGGACAGUGCUCUGGUCCAGCGAUGGUGCACGGCCCUGGAGGAGUGCAGCCGCUCUGCUGCGUGCGAGGAGCUGCGGCUGGCGGCUGCCCGCUCACUGCAGACAGCGGCUGCUGCCGUGGUGCAGAGAUCCCUGCGUGCUGCCUGUCCUGUGCUUGUCCCCGUGGCUCUGCGGCUGAUAAAUGUGGGCAUUCACCUUCUGCAAGACGAGGAGCGGGAGGUCCGGCAGGAGGCAGCAGGUUUUGCCAGCCUCCUGCAGCAGGACCCUGGGGAGCUGAUCCAUGCCAACUGCGUCUUUGUUCAGGACAACGUGGGGCUCCAGGGCCUCCUGCAGCUCCUCCUGGAAGAGUUUGGGGAGCACCCUGCAACCUUGGACAUGCUGCUGCAGCACCUCCCUGUCCUGGAUCUCAGGGGCAUCGUGAAGGAGCUGGAGGCCAACAAAGCCAUCAGCCUGUACAAAGAGGAUGAACCCAAUGUUUUUGCAGAGCCAGCUGUCCUGGCACGGCAGCUGCUCCCCAUCCUGCUGCAGCUCCUGGAGAAGGCAUCCACCAGCAUUGCACUCCGUGCCUCAGCUCUGCACUGGUUGACAGCCACAGGCCCCGGUGUCCUGCACGACCUGCAGUACUGCAAGCAGCACUGGAGCCAAGAAGCUGCUGUCCGCUGUGGGAUGAAGGCACUGGGCUGUGCCAAGCUGCACACAGCUGUGGCCGUGCUGCUGGUGAGGGCCCGGCUGGUGGCACAGGCGCUGCAGGUGCUGGGGGAAGAUGCCACCACCGUGCCAGGGCUGGGCUGUGGCACCCAGGAGCUGGAGCAGGAGCUGGAGCUGGUGCAGGGGCUGCUGGUGCAGCACGGGCUGGCCCCUGUGCCCAGCCAGGGCAAUGCACUGGGGGAGCCAGGACCACCCUCCGGGGCUGCCUAAGAGCUCCAGGCACAGAGCAGCAUCACACCGAGCCCCCAGCCACAUCCCUCCAUUUGCUCGAUGCUCUGUGGCCACCAGCCAGGACUGCAGGUUCGGUGGUGUAACUCAGGGGAACCCCACUCCCUGUGCGGGACACACUCACUUUGUUCCCAGUGUUUUCUAACUCCACCCCAAGGACGCCAGUGCAGCGUCACCUUCGCCUGUGCCUGUGCUCUUGCUUGUGGCAUUCCUGCCCUCAGGUGUGGCUGGGAGGAGGGGACAUGCUCCCUGGAGCUGUGCCCCAUCUUGUGCUGCUUGACUCCCAGCACCUGUUUUUUUAACCAGUGGUUUAGCUCAUGGUCGACCUGGGCUUUUAUCCCAAAUAAAGAGGCCAAGAGCAUCCCCAUUGAAGCCUUAUGGUUUCCCUGCUCGGGAGGGGCAGGUGGAGAGGGGGAGGCAGCGGGAGCUGUGUGCAUCCUGGAGCAGCAAACAGGCAGCAGCUCCCAACCGCAGCUGGGGGGGUUCAAACCCCAAGUCCCAGAGUACACAG